Aspergillus clavatus NRRL 1 is the source of this 1035-nucleotide messenger RNA. Its product is annotated as E3 ubiquitin-protein ligase RNF103. Lineage: Eukaryota; Fungi; Ascomycota; Eurotiomycetes; Eurotiales; Aspergillaceae. The transcript has a single exon. The record is from RefSeq and is a predicted model, not a curated record. Bases 1 to 1035 code for a protein of 344 amino acids.
AUGGACGAAGUCAAUGAACGAUUUCCGCUUGUCAAGUACAAAUCGUGGAGAUUCUUACAGAACAAUGAUGCCGUUAUAACACCAGACGUAUCAUCAACGCGGCAGAGCAAUUCUCAGAGUUAUGAGGAAGAAGACGGCACUUUGAUCAAGAGCACUGGUGCGUCUUCGUCAUUGGGGGGAACCUCAGCGGUGGAUAGCCAACGUCAUAUCCAGACUGCCAUCAAACAGUCUCCAACACUUCCCGAAAAUCCCAACGCAGAAGCAACCCAACUGGAGGAGAAACUCGAUCGUCGUUCAAUGCACCAUGACCGGAAAAGUGAUGUUAAAUUCACAGGUUUUGAGGUGAAGGCAAUACACGGACAUUUUAGGGAUGGAUGCCACCUUCCAGAAGAGAACGAAGAUGUUGCUCACCACAUUCAGACUGCAAUGCCAGCCGAACUUCUACCAGAUCCAGCGGAUUCCUGUGCAAUCUGUCUCGAUGCGAUCGAGGAUAAUGACGAUAUCCGGGGGCUAACAUGUGGUCAUGCCUUCCAUGCGUCCUGCGUUGACCCCUGGUUGACGAGUCGAAGAGCGUGCUGCCCUUUGUGUAAAGCAGACUAUUAUACCCCGAAACCUCGAUUGGAUCCCGCGGCGGAACAAGCUAGUGCAGAGCCGCACGGCGUGACCCACGUCCCGAGUCAACCGCAGGCUGUCUUCAUAGGAUGGCGAGUGAAUCCCUUUAGGCGAACUAAUAUCCUGCCACAGCGACGUCUACAAUUAGCUGCUCCAGAGAACAUGGUACAUACACCACGGCGAGUAGGCGCCCGUGAUGAAGGACCGUUAAUGGCUGGCCAUAUAACGAACGUUGGAUUGGUUGACUCCAGACCACGGCAUUGGAGCUCGACUCUAACCUUUCCUCGUCUUCGCAACGUUCUCGCUAGUCCUUCCCUUGGUCGGUACCGUGCCUCGAGGGAUAGUCGGUACCCGCAAAUGCCUCCCUCAACUCAUGUUGAUAGUCGAACACCGGGUCAAGUCGAGGCCGGCUUCAACACCUGA